This is a messenger RNA of Pipistrellus kuhlii (Kuhl's pipistrelle), 1909 nucleotides long. It is a transcript of the gene RAB1B, whose product is annotated as RAB1B, member RAS oncogene family. NCBI's taxonomy places the organism in Eukaryota, Metazoa, Chordata, Mammalia, Chiroptera, Vespertilionidae. Gene Ontology annotation, molecular function: GTP binding; GTPase activity. The transcript is spliced from 6 exons. The record is from RefSeq and is a predicted model, not a curated record. The coding region runs from base 22 to 741 and encodes 239 amino acids.
GCAGCGAGGUCCCAGGCUGGAAUGUUUGCGGCUGCGCGUCGCGGGCGGGGCCUCUGGGGCGGAGCGGCCACCAUCUUGGAACAGGAGGCGGAGCAGAGCCGACUGGGAGCGACCGAGCGGGCCGCCGCUGCCGCCAUGAACCCCGAAUAUGACUACCUGUUUAAGCUGCUUUUGAUUGGUGACUCGGGCGUGGGCAAGUCCUGCCUGCUCCUUCGGUUCGCUGAUGACACGUACACGGAGAGCUACAUCAGCACCAUCGGGGUGGACUUCAAGAUCCGAACCAUCGAGCUGGAUGGCAAAACCAUCAAACUUCAGAUCUGGGACACGGCGGGACAGGAGCGGUUCCGGACCAUCACGUCCAGCUACUACCGGGGCGCUCACGGCAUCAUCGUGGUGUAUGACGUCACCGACCAGGAAUCCUACGCCAACGUGAAGCAGUGGCUGCAGGAGAUAGACCGCUAUGCCAGCGAGAACGUCAACAAGCUGCUGGUGGGCAACAAGAGUGACCUCACCACCAAGAAGGUGGUGGACAGCACCACGGCCAAGGAGUUUGCCGACUCCCUGGGCAUCCCCUUCCUGGAGACCAGUGCCAAGAAUGCCACCAACGUGGAGCAGGCGUUCAUGACCAUGGCGGCCGAGAUAAAGAAGCGGAUGGGGCCCGGGGCCGCCACGGGGGGCGAGCGGCCCAACCUCAAGAUCGACAGCACCCCUGUGAAGCCGGCGGGCGGCGGCUGCUGCUAGAGGGGUGGGGGGGCAGAGGGCGCCUUCUCCAGAUGAUGCUCCUGGAGGGGCGGAGGGGCCUCCCUCUCCUGGGGCGUUUGAGUCUGUGGCUUUGGGGUGUCCUUGGCUCCUCAUCUCCCUCUGGCCCAUCUGCCUGCCACCCUGAGCCUCGGUUCUACCAGGGCCCCAAGGAGGACACCAGGCCCGGGGCUGGGCAGGGGCGGGCCUUGCUCUGCUGCCGCCUCUAGAAAACGUUAAAAGACACCCCAUGUUCACUCUUUGGGAUGAGGGCCCCUGUCUGUCUCCCUCCCUGGCCCCCAUGUAUGCUGCAGUGGGUUUCUCUUUAUCUUUUCUCCCCUGCCCAGCCCUUCCCCACAAACCGAGGGCCGCCCAGGCCUCUGCUGCCCAGGCUGUCAGUGCCCAGGUCAGAAAUGGGACCGGGGGACCAGGGCCUGGGAUCCAGGGUCCUAGGUCAGACCUCAGGAUGGGCAUGGGGGUCCCAGGGGUCCCACAGCUCCCCCUUUCGCCGCCUUCCUACUGCUCCUCCCACCCCUCCCACACUCACAGCUCCAGCCGUCCAGCUGCAGUGAGGUCUGAGCCCAUCGAGUGCAGGUGGGCGGGCAGCUAGCUGGGCCUGUGUCUUGUGCCCUGCCGGAGCCAGGCCCAUGUGCCGCCUGCCCACCGCGCCCCUUUGUGCUCAGGCAGGCGGAGGUGGAAGGCGCACAGUGCCAGAGCUGGGCACAGCCUUAACCCUCACUCUGCCGCACCUCCCUUCCCCGGGCAGCACAGUGGCUUCCUCCCCUCGGAGCCUGCGAGGGCACAUCCUCAUCCUCUGUUGCUACUUCUCUGGGGAAUGUGGGUGCCACCCAGGGUUGGGGGCCUCUCUCCUCACCCCCUCCCACCCAGGAUCCUAGCCCUGCCUCUGGCACAGCUUCUCCCUGCAAAAACCUUCGGUCUCCACCUGACAAGCCAUGUCCCUGUGCCCCGUGCCCUGCCUGUCCCACCUGUGCCCUGCCUCCCAGCUUGUAUUUAAGUCCCCGGGCUGCCCCUUAGGGCGCCCCCCCCCCCCAGGUUCCCCUCCGGUGUCAUGUCAGGCAUUUUGCAAGGAAAAGCCACUCGGGGAAGACAGAAAGGACAAAAAAAUAAAUUUCCAGUGGCCCUCGGGCGAGCUGAGGGUUUUUGCAAGGAA